AUGCCGCCUCCUCAUUAUGACUUCUUGAUCAAGCUCCUCCUCAUUGGCGACUCAGGUGUCGGCAAGUCUUGUCUGCUUCUGCGGUUCUGCGACGAUGCAUGGACGCCCUCCUUCAUCACCACCAUUGGCAUCGACUUCAAGAUUCGGACAAUUGAGCUCGACGGGAAGCGCAUCAAGCUCCAAAUUUGGGAUACUGCUGGCCAGGAACGUUUCCGCACCAUCACCACGGCCUACUAUCGCGGCGCUAUGGGUAUCCUCCUCGUGUACGACGUCACGGACGAGCGGUCAUUCAACAACAUCCGUACAUGGCACGCGAACAUCGAGCAGCAUGCGUCUGAGGGUGUAAACAAGAUCCUCAUCGGCAACAAGUCCGACUGGUCCGAGAAGCGUGCCGUUACGGAGGAGCAGGGCCGCGAGCUCGCCAAUGAGCUCGGCAUCAAGUUCAUGGAGACGUCCGCGAAGAUCAACGAGGGUGUUGAGGAGGCAUUCUUCACUCUCGCAAGAGACAUCAAGACCCGCCUCAUCGACUCGCAAGCAGACAAUGCUGGUGCAGCCCCUGGCCAACCCGGCGCAGACUCUGUCAAGGUGAACCAGCCCGCCUCCCAGGCCGCGGGCGGGUGCUGUUAG
Molecule: messenger RNA, 627 nt
Organism: Trametes versicolor FP-101664 SS1
Lineage: Eukaryota; Fungi; Basidiomycota; Agaricomycetes; Polyporales; Polyporaceae
Product: rab-type small GTP-binding protein
Exons: 6
Coding region: 1-627 (208 amino acids)
Biological process (GO): protein localization to plasma membrane; protein secretion; regulation of exocytosis
Cellular component (GO): plasma membrane; endosome
Molecular function (GO): GTPase activity; GTP binding
Source: RefSeq, a predicted model, not a curated record